Adelges cooleyi (spruce gall adelgid) is the source of this 1059-nucleotide messenger RNA. RefSeq lists its product as uncharacterized. The transcript is spliced from 2 exons. The coding region runs from base 166 to 945 and encodes 259 amino acids. The record is from RefSeq and is a predicted model, not a curated record. NCBI's taxonomy places the organism in Eukaryota, Metazoa, Arthropoda, Insecta, Hemiptera, Adelgidae.
AUAUAAUCCCAUAAGCUAGACCCAAGAAUGUCACUUUAAAACAGUUUCUCAAUCUAAUCGAAUCGCUUAAGUAUACUGUACCUACCAUAAAGUUAAAAAAUAUACCAGGCAGGUCAUAUUCAUUUCGUUGAAAAAAAAAAAAUCGGGCACCUAAACGAAUUUAACAUGCGAAAAAUUGGCAUCGUUAAGUUUUUAAUUGCCAUAGCCCUUAUAUGCAUAAAAAAUAAUACGAUGUGUGACGGUGCAUACACUAGACAUAAAAUGAAACUUGUCAACUUUGUAUGUAGACCGGAACAUUGGCAAGAGAUGUGGUUCGAAAAGGUCAAAGCCGAAACGCAGUGGGUGGAGAAAUGUGAUUUGCCCAAUCCAGAUGUCAUAAACCGCGCGAUACAGAAGUUUAAUGUUAUCCCUUGUAUGAUGGUAUGCGGUUACGGAUCAAAAUUUUAUAACUUUUUCAGACUAAUGGCCCAUACGGUCAAAGAGUGUAAAAGUUUCCAACAAAAGUUUGUCGCAGACGAUUGUUGGAGGAAACUGAACAAUAGUCUCGAAACGCUAGUGUUAACUACAUUAAGCUUGUUGCGCGCAUUGGAACUACUGCAUUCUGUCGACAGAGCUAUAAAUCUAAGUGCGCUUUACGGGCGUUUGUAUGGUAUUCAACUUUUAAUCAAAUCCAAAGGUUUUAACUGGGAAAUCACGCCUGUUGUGGAAUACUUGGAGAAUCUUUUAAACACAGACUGUAAACCAGAACUUCCUGUAUUCGAUUUGGAAGAAUUGGAGACUAAAUAUAAAAAUCUAAGAACUGUAAUUAUGAACCGCUACGAUUUUUAUGUUAACACACUGGACUCUUACACGGAUUAUAUAGACAAGCAUUUGAGUAAGCUUGGUUUUAAAUACGAUGCGGAGACGGACGUAACCGUCUUUACUAUUCCAAACCCGAGUGAAUAAUAUCAGUAAAUUUAGUAAUAUAGACAUAAGGAUUAAAUAAGUUUCAAUUGUUUUUUUUCCGUAUAAAAAUGGUAACCAGUUCAAAAAUUAUUAUAAAAUACAUUAAACAUGGCA